Messenger RNA from Symbiodinium sp. CCMP2456, 2850 nucleotides. NCBI's taxonomy places the organism in Eukaryota, Dinophyceae, Suessiales, Symbiodiniaceae. The record is from the annotation of a GenBank genome assembly.
AUGCAGCAGCUGGCCAUGGUCAAUGGCUUCUCCCUGAACAAGGCAGAGCAGCGAUGUGGCAUUUGCGGUGCUUUGGGCCAUCUGGGCUUCGAGUGUCCCGAGACCAACAACCAGAAUUACAAGAUGGCGAAUGUGACCUGUACCAUCUGUGGUGACAAGGGUCACGUUGCGUCAGAUUGUAAGAAGGCCGCAGAGAUCAACAAGCGCGAGAACGUAGACUGGAAGGCCAUGGCAGAGAAGAAGGCACAAAUGGACAAGGACUUUAACGACAUGAUGAAUGACAUGGGUGGCCUUGGUGGAUCCGGCCAGGCCACAGAGGACAUGGGCCUGGCCAGAUGCAACCGGCAAUUUCCCACGCGCCAAAGCAGCGGCUCACAGAAGCAGCAAACUCUUGUCGUUUGCCAUGGGCCAAGAGCUCAGAUCUGCACGACAAACGGUGCGCCAGCGGGCCCAUCCCUGAUCCUGGUUGCCAUGGCGCGGGGCCUCUGCCUGCCGAGACUGCGCACGCCCGAUGUGAGCGCGCGGCCUCUUGGACUAACGAAGCGCCGUGAGGAAGACGUUUCGCCUUUGCUUCUGCUGAACGAAACGAUUUCUGAAACAGUUGGGCUUGCAUGUGCAAGGCACAUGGCCGUUGCCUUGGAUGCCAAGGCACGGCAUGCCUUGACUGCCUGCAGAAUCCUGCGGGCCGUGGGAGCUUUCGGGCUGAUGCUACUGGCCCUCAAUAUUUUCUCGACCUGCGCGCUUGGGAUGAGCGUGAGGCUGAUUGUGGAAAUGCUGCGGACCUACAGAGAAGGUAAUUUGGUGGCCUUUCUCAUUGGAGCUGUCGGGACUGUAUUGAUGCAGUCACCGGCGCAAGCGAUCUUGAUCGCUGGGCAAAUGGUGGCCUCGUCUCAAAUUGAUGCGCAGAUCGGGAUCAUCCUGACGAUCGGCACCUCAAUAGGUGCCACGAUCGGGCCACUUCUUUUGGCCGCUAUGCCUGGCCAGUGGCCUCACCUGACUCGAGCAGUUUGGGGCAUAUCAGCCUACCAGAUGCUGAAGCUCAUGGCGUGCGGUAGCUGCGCGCUUCUUCUGGUGCCUGCGGAAAUUCUGAGCCGGGGCAAACUCUUGGGCUUCACCUCUACGCUGGUGGACUCCAUGGCCUCCAUCCACCUCACGUACAUCGAUCCCUCGUCCUGGGUGGUCCAGCCGGUAGCGGAUCGCGUGGUGCGUAUUCAGGAAUGGCGACUCAAAGCCUACAUCUUAGGGCCACCGGCUGUUCUGCCAGCUACAGGCGUGUCCUGCAUCACUGGAGAUCUGCAUGAGCUUGCUGCAGCUGGAAAGGGCUGCACCUACUCAUGUCUAACCGAGCCAGUUCAACGCGCAUGGCACGCACUGAACCCAGGAUAUUACAGCCAGCUGAACAUUUGCGCUAAUGCUCUUAAUUCGACUGUUUGUGACGGUGACCACUCUUCAUGUUUGCUGUCUAGCACUACUUUCUGGAAGCUCAAUGUGGAGGAUGAAAGGAUCUUAGAAGAAGGCGGCGUGGUCUCAGGCUUGAUUUGCAGCCUCGUCUUCCUGUACAUGGCAUCCCGUCUUUUCCAGAUGGCGGACCUGCGAUGCUUGGGAAGAUGCCGUAUUGCACUGGAGAAGGCUCUGACGAUCCCCGGGCCAUUGGCGAGCUUUGGCAUCAUGCUCUUCUCCUUGUUGUUGAUGCAUGACAGCACGUCCAUAGUUUGCAUCCUCACUCCGUUAUGUGGAAUCGGAUAUUUGCCACCUGCAAAGAUGGUGUAUCUUUGCAUCGCAGCUGAAAUUGGCAGUGCCCUUGCACUCAUCGCGGCUGCCACAGGUGAGCUGCCAUACUCCAAGGGGAUUAUCCAGCUAGGAUGGGUUUGGCUCCUCUGCAGCAUCUUGACCAUGUUCUUCACAGCACUGCCCUGCGUGCGUCGCGUGGCACUCCAUUCUGGUCUGAUGUGUGCGGCUGCUGUCAACGAGUACUCCCUGGUGUAUUUCGUUCUCCUCUUGAGCCUCCCACUGGCGCUGGCGGGAACGUUUGCCGUCUUGUCCCUAUGGGAUGCAUCUUCGGUGUUCACGAUUUGCAUCCUCCUGGUAGUGCUGCCCAUUCUGGUCUCGACGGCCGCCUGGUGCUUUUGGCGGUCGGAGUGGCUGCUUCCUUUUGACGUCAGGGAGAAAGUGCGGGAGCAAUGCGAGUCUGCUCUGGAGGACACAGCUUCAACGCGACCGGUGACCGAGGCAAGCCCGGCGGUGAGUCCCAGCUUCUUACCUAUGUCGCCAACAGUCAUUGUGCGCCCUCCGGAACCAGCAAGCGCGGAGACUCAUCGUGCUGAGAGAACGCCCUCGCCGACGAACAGCCCCAUCCCGAACCUGGAGAUGAUCUCGGAAGAUGAAGGGGCGCGCUUUCACGGCCCUAGAAUCCCUACACCGAUGCCGGUGAUGCCCGUUGUUCCGCGCUCCAACCGUCCGAGUCUUGGCAGCGACAGCAGCGUCAGCUCCUUUGACGUGAGGAGGAACCUUGCGCAGCACGGCGACUUCUCUCCUUUCCCCUACGAUGUGACGACAAUGCCAGGAGGUUCGUCUUCCGUCCAGCGCACGCCUGCACGCCCGGAGCUGCCAGACAUAGACCCUGAGCCGCGUCAUCUCAGCGAGGGAGCCGGCCAUGGAUCUUACUCGGGCGAAGAUCUCGAAGCUGUCACCGACUCCCAAGGCACCCGCCAGCCCGAGUCUCGACACGCCAUCUCUGCAUCCCCACAGGAGGAGCGUACCACUUGGAGCUCCAGCUUACAGGUGUUGACGUCUCGCCUCAGGAUGACUUCGACACCCAUCUCCAGCAAGGGGUCUGAAGAGAGCUGCUGA